Prorocentrum cordatum is the source of this 511-nucleotide messenger RNA. Lineage: Eukaryota; Dinophyceae; Prorocentrales; Prorocentraceae. The record is from the annotation of a GenBank genome assembly.
AGGGCCUGAUGCCACGCGCCGUGGGCGAGCUCUUCGCCCACGUUCAGCGGCUCGGGGCGGAGGACGAGACCGGGGCCGCCCAGAUCACGGUGAAGGUGUCGUACUUACAGGUGUACAACGAGAAGCUGUACGACCUGCUCAACCCAGCUACGGCGUCCCCCGAUGCGGCUCGCGGCCCAGGGCCCCAUGACGAGGCCACGCCCCUACGGCUGCGGUGGGACGCCGUCAAGGAACGCUUCGUUGUGCAGAACCUGUUCGAGAUCGAGUGCGCGUCGGCCGAGGAGGCCAUGCGGCUCUACGCCCAGGGCGCCCGCCACAGACAGGUGGCGGCGACCUCCAUGAACGCGGCCUCGUCCCGCUCGCACGCCAUCUUCUCGCUGUCCUUCCUGCGGCAGGUGCCGCUGGGCGGCGCCGAGGCCAGCAGCAGGCCCUGCCUCGGCGAGGUCUCUUCCAGCCUGGCGCUGGUGGACCUGGCCGGAUCGGAGAGGGCCGCGUCGGCGGAGCAGGCGGA